Sphaeramia orbicularis (orbiculate cardinalfish) is the source of this 4323-nucleotide messenger RNA. It is a transcript of the gene gaa2, whose product is annotated as alpha glucosidase 2. NCBI's taxonomy places the organism in Eukaryota, Metazoa, Chordata, Actinopteri, Kurtiformes, Apogonidae. The transcript is spliced from 21 exons. The record is from RefSeq and is a predicted model, not a curated record. Gene Ontology annotation, molecular function: alpha-1,4-glucosidase activity; carbohydrate binding. Gene Ontology annotation, biological process: carbohydrate metabolic process. The coding region runs from base 201 to 3125 and encodes 974 amino acids.
CGAGGUACAGUGAAUGUGACAUGAAAAUAAAUACAGGCACAUGAUGCGCAAAACCGAGGUUAUCAACUUAAUGUCAAGCGACGCAACAGUACAUUAGGGAAAGAAUUUGUUUCACAUGCCUUUCCUACAUGUAAAGAAUAUUCAGUUUUUCUAGUUUAACUUUAUGUAGUCAUACACUGUGACACACUCACACUGUCAGGAUGGUGUCCUACAAGCGCCUGAACCCUGAGGAUGUCCAGUUCUCCAGUGCAAUGCUGUUAGAGCCACGUCCUGGUCAAGAAGAAAUACCGGUUGCAGAGCCUGAGGAGGCCUCUCUCAUUCCACGGAGGCCAUUAUGUUCAGUCACUACAGGCCUUGUGAUCAUUGGUUGCCUGUUGCUGCUGCUGUGUGGAGGCUGGCUCCUGGGCACUAUGUUCUGGUUGCAUGGUUCCUCAAAUAAUGAACCGCACAAACCUCCUUCACCAGCAGCAGCCGGAGGCCAAACACCGAGCUCUAACACAACACAAACAGGUGUACAUGUGGCUGCAGCCUCCACCCGCCAGGAGGCCUGCAGUUUAAUCCCAGAGACCUGGAGGUUUGACUGCUAUCCUGAAAGAUAUAUAGUUGUGACGAAGGAGUUGUGCGAGGCGAGGAAUUGUUGCUUCAUCCCAGCAUCCUCCUCCACCAGUCAUCCAUCAGGAGGAAAUGGAAUACCCUGGUGUUUCUAUCCUCCAGACUUCCCUUCCUACUCACUGAGGUCAAUAAACAAUACAUCGCUAGGACAGAAAGGGACGCUCGUAAAGGAGGUGAAGACCUAUUACCCAGAAGACAUCUUCACUCUGGAGCUUGAGAUGCGCUAUGAGACGAAUACACGACUACGAGUCAGGAUCACUGAUCCUUCAGAGCCGAGGUUUGAAGUUCCAGUCUCUGUUCCCACUGCCACCAUGAAUGCAGAAAAUCCAGACUAUGUUGUAGAGCUGUCAAAGAACCCGUUUGGUCUCAUAGUGAAGAGAAAAUCAACAGGAAUGGUGCUUGUGAACACGACGGUGGCUCCUCUGUUCUAUGCCAACCAGUUCCUGCAGUUCUCCACUGUUCUGCCCACUCCGUUCAUUUAUGGUCUGGGGGAGCACCGCUCUACUUUUCUGCAUGACGUCCACUGGAACACACUGACCAUGUGGGCCAGAGAUGUCCCUCCUACAGAAAAGACGAAUCUAUAUGGAGCUCAUCCCUUUUACCUGGCAAUGGAAGAGGGUGGAAAUAGUCAUGGCUUCUUCAUGCUGAACAGUAAUGCAAUGGACGUGGCCCUGCAGCCUGCUCCAGCGCUCACUUGGAGAACCAUUGGCGGAAUCCUUGACUUUUACAUUUUCCUUGGACCAGAGCCUGGAUCAGUGAUUCAACAGUAUAUGGAGGUUAUAGGAUACCCAGCGAUGCCGAUCUACUGGGCAAUGGGCUACCAUCUGUGCCGCUGGGGUUACAAAACUAGCAAUUCAACUUGGGAUGUUGUCAGGAGCCUGAGGAAUUAUGGGAUACCCCAGGAUGUUCAGUGGAAUGACAUCGACUACAUGGAUAAAUUCAUGGACUUUACUUACGACCCUACAAAUUUCGGCACGCUGCCCGACCUGGUCAAAGAUCUACACGCUCAUGACCAGCGCUAUGUCAUUAUCCUGGAUCCAGGAAUCAGCAGCACUCAGCCCGAGGGCUCCUACUGGCCUUAUGAUGAAGGGCUGAAGAGAGGAGUUUUCAUGAAGGAUGAUGAAAAUAGAACACUUAUAGGGAAGGUGUGGCCUGGUCUGACGGCAUAUCCUGAUUUCUCCGAUGAAGUGACACACGAAUGGUGGUACGACAACCUUCAGAAGUUCCAUCAGAAGGUGCCUUUUGAUGGAUUAUGGAUUGACAUGAAUGAGCCGUCAAAUUUCCUGGAUGGGUCUACUCAUGACUGUCCGUCAAACCACUGGGAAUACCCUCCAUAUACACCAAGUGUGCUGGGAGACUUGCUGAGAGCCAAAACAGUGUGCGCCUCUGCACAGCAGAAGCUGUCCUUGCACUAUAACCUGCACAGCCUUUAUGGACUUAUGGAAGCGAAGGCCUCUGCAAGUGCACUGAAGAGGAUCACAGCAAAGAGGCCCUUUGUGAUCUCUCGCUCCACCUUCCCCAGUCAGGGCAUGUAUUCUGGACACUGGCUGGGAGACAACAGGAGCCAGUGGAAGGACCUGUACACUUCAAUAGCAGGUAUCUUGACCUUUAACCUCCUGGGCAUCCCCCUGGUGGGAGCAGAUGUAUGCGGCUUCAGCGAGGAGCCACAGGAGGAGAUGUGUGUUCGCUGGACACAGUUGGGCGCUUUCUAUCCCUUCACACGAAACCACAAUGCCCUCGACAUGAAGCCUCAGGACCCAACAGCGUUCAGCCCUUUGGCCCGAACCGCCAUGAAACAGGCUCUGCUGCUGCGUUAUUCCCUCUUCCCUCUGCUCUACACGCUGUUCCAUCACGCCCACGUACAUGGACACACCGUUGCACGACCACUAAUGUUUGAGUUCCCGAAAGAUGUGAAAACCUAUGGUAUUGAUAAACAGUUCCUGUGGGGGCAGAGCUUACUGGUGACACCAGUGUUGAAUCCUGGUGUGGACUCGGUGGUUGGUUACUUCCCAGAAGCACUGUGGUACGACUACUACACGGGAGAUGCUGUGCACAGUAAAGGUGAAGAGCUGCAGCUUCAUGCACCUUUAGACAAGAUCAAUCUGCAUUUGCGUGAAGGCUCUAUUACACCAACACAGACUCCUAACCUCACCCUGUGGGUCAGCAGUGGUCAGCCUCUGCAUCUGGUCUCUGCUCUGACUGAGGACGGAUCUGCCACCGGAGACCUGUUCUGGGAUGACGGAGAGUCCAUUGACACUUUUGAGACUAACCAGUAUGCAUACAUUGUCUUCAACGUGACAAAGAAUGUAAUGACGUCUCAGGUUCUCCACAACCACGUGGAGGCCACAUACAUCACGGUGGAGUCGGCCUCCUUCUACGGUGUGAAGGAGAAGCCCAGCAGGGUCCUAGUGAACACCCAGGACGCUCUGUUCACCUACAAAGAAAACCAGGUGUUAACAGUCGCAGAUCUGGGUCUGAACCUCAGUCAGAACUUCACCAUCAGCUGGAUGUAGUGAAUCACAUGAUCUUAUCUGUUUUUUGUUUUGUUUUUUUCUUAAGCUGCAGUCAGUCAGUAUUGGUUUUAUGAUCAUUUCAUUGUUUGGAUUGUGUAAUCCUGACACUGGGUGGUUUUAAUGUUGUUUACCGCUUGAUUUCACAUCUCAUCCUGUCAACCUGAAUUUAUGCUUAUUCAUUUCCUGUGAAAGUUAACACACUUACAUACUGUCUUCCAAUCUAUUCUUUAAUAGUUGUUGACAUUUCAUAUGAAACCUGCAGGAGAAAACAAAUGUUCGUCAGUCACGACAAGUAAAUCCAGUCCAGUUUUACAUUGGUCUGAUUUAUUUUGCAAAGCUUUUUCAUCUUAUCAGAACCAACAGAAUCAGAAAUGAAACCUCAUCACACAUUCAAAAACAUAGGAUAGUCUAGACACUGCUUUAAAUAUCUGUGCUUUUAAUAAAUACAAAAUUUCUGCUUUACUCUGACCUUAUUGACACAUAAGUAUCAGUUUUGCCUUGGUUCAUUUUGAUCAAAUCUGUUUCUUUACUCUUAUCAGCAGUAUAGUUAUGUGCAAUAAACUCGAAAUAUAAUUAACAUUUAAGAAGUGAAAAGUCCAAAUAUAGUUCAUUACGUGAUGUGUAUAUAUAAAAUGCUGUUGACGGCCUUUUUUGCACUAUUUAGCUGCAGCAUUUACUUUAGCUGUAAAGUAAAUGCUGGUGCCUUAAGGUUAUAAUUAGUGUUCUGCUUUAUAAUGUCUCUGGGUUUUUUAAAGAGGAUUCUUAGCUCAACAUUUUAUUAUAAACCUAAAGACUAUAACGCUGCUCUGCCUGAGAUCAGCUUUAACUGCAACAUCAUCCCAAAAAAAGCCAUGUCGUGUGAUCAUUUUACUGUGAAUUUUCUCUGCACUAUUUUUACAUCCUCGAUGAAUGUGGUUAAAGUGAAUAGAUCGAAGACGGUGGUUGAGAUCAGACGCCUUCAGCCUAAAUUGGACCAUGAUGCUGUGCAAAUAUGACCAGAACUUUAUUUUUGCAACAUUUCAAAGCAACUUUGGGAUAUAAUGUUAUAUAGAGUGUGUAUGCAUGUGUGUGUGCUGAACUGCAAAUGACACAUCCAUGUACAGAUUCACAGCAGAUUGUAACGUGUGUUAAGUGACAAAAACUGUUUUAAUAUUUGUCUAAUUGCUGAAAUGUAAUUAAAUUAAAAAUAUAAAAAUAA